ACCCUAAGCUGUGAUUAAGCGCAGCGAUUCAUAUAAACACUGACCUAGAUUCUACCACAGUACAUUAGCAGGCUAUUUGGAGCUGGGUCACCAUUAAAUAUGUCUAGUCUAACCACUGUAACUUGCAGUUCCCCACGCAGCGACGUUUCUGGAAUGGAGGAGGGCCAUGGCCCAGAUGCUUGCUACAGGAGAAGGAGCAGGAAACAGAAUUUUUCACACCUGGAGACAUCAAUGAUAAUGAAAAAGGUUGAGAAACAUAUACAUAUUCUUUUGGAUAAAAACACAGAUAAAGAGACCAACUUGGCCAAACAUCGGAUCAUGUGGGAGAUCACAGAGGCUGUGAACUCACUUGGUGAAAGUAAAAGGACCAUACAGGAGGUCAAGGACAAGUGGCGAAAUCUAAAACAGACAGCAAAGAGAGAGAUUGCUGCCUUUAUUGAAGCUCAAAAUAAAGGAAUGGCAGCUUCGACACAACAGAGUUUGCCUGUCAUUGCGCCUAACCAAGAUUCCAACUCUAGUGUCAUUGAGGUGAAGGUUGAAUGUGAAAAUUAUGAAAAAGACACAGACACAGGAAGCAAUGCAGAAGAAGAAAAACAAGAUGGACCACCCCAAAUUUCUUCCAUAAAGAAACUUUUGGACAAUACUCCCUUGACAAGCUCCCUGUCUCCACGAAUCUCGUCACUGGGUCCCUGGGAUACAAGGUGUAAUCUGCCAUCUGUCAGCAGCAUAAGAAAUUUAGUAAAGCAAACAAGUGACUGCACAUCCUCUGAAGCAAAUGUAGAUUCUCGUUUAUCUGUAUCCAGUGCACCGGCAGCAACAGGUGCUCAGUCAAAAAGUGCAGACUUCAUUCCACAAAAUGUGGGUACACACAGCAGAGAUAAGCACACAAGUGAAGAGUAUAACCAUCCAAAGACAACAAAAAGUUUUGUUAAUCAUUCCAGGCCAGCAGACUAUUCAUCAAGGGCAGCUAAUAGCACAAAAGAUCAAUCCAGAGUUCAGGACUCCCUCAGUCAAGUCACCACUUCAGAUUCCCAUGCAUCAUGUUCCAAUCCCAAUGUAGAACACUCCCAGUUAGAUGUUAGCCAAGAGACGAUGAACAAGCUUCAGUAUGAAGUCCUCAUGUUACAAAAAAGAAAACUGGAUUUAGAAAUGGAAAACAUGCAGCUCAUGAACAAGAAACUUAAAAUGGAAAUCAGCUUGUUGGAGAGUAGAGCUUAUGCACCACAGAUAGUACUUAAUCCUCUUGGUGGCACUGGAAAUACUUUUAGUGGCACAUAAGCCUUGCUCACACAAGACUUAGCUAAUUCACUUAGUUAAAGAUGAACUGCAAGAAAGAAAUUUUUAGUUGUGUUUCUAGUGAAGUUGGAUAACCAAUUUCAGCAUGAUCUGAUUGUGAUUAGCUCACCAAAAGGGGAAAUCUAAUCCCUCUGUUGUUGAACUCACCAUCAGUGUAGGUGAGGCAGUUGUGUGUCAUAAGGUUGACUCCCUGUAGUGGACUAAACUUUACCAGACAACCUGCUGAAUAGAUUGAUACCAAGUUGGGCAAAACUCAACUUGACUAGAAACAUGGUCUCAAUGACUCCAUCUACUGGUAUAAUCUUCAAGUGAAUAGUUCAAGGAGAGGUGGAUAGGUGGAUUGUAAUCAAGUGCCCUUGUAAAUUGGGCAUAAACCAGUUUUAGUUGAACCCUUUCAUGACCAUUCCUUUAGUUAUUACAUCAAUGGCCAGGUUACAUAUUCAUUGAAGAGUCCUUAAAUACCAGGUCAUCUAAGUACAGAAAGAGAAAAAUGUAAUGAAAAACGACUAUUAUGAAAAAAAAAUCAUUUAAUUGCUGAUAAAAAUAUUUUUAAAAUGACAAAUUCUGAUAAAUGAUAUACUAAAAUGACCUGUCUACAAGAAACGACCUGUAACGUUAAAUAUGUAUAUAUAUAUAUAAUUAUAUGGCUGUGAUUAGUUUGAUCUGAUUCUACUAGUACAGCAUCAAUACCUAUCACAAACUCUGCACAAAGUAUUUUUAUUAAAUUAUUAGAAUCUGAUUUAGGGCGCAUUCCCAUAGAUUUUAGAUUGAUAUAUC
This is a messenger RNA of Lingula anatina, 2073 nucleotides long. RefSeq lists its product as uncharacterized. Lineage: Eukaryota; Metazoa; Brachiopoda; Lingulata; Lingulida; Lingulidae. Gene Ontology annotation, cellular component: nucleus. The record is from RefSeq and is a predicted model, not a curated record.